Osmia lignaria (orchard mason bee) is the source of this 4589-nucleotide messenger RNA. Its product is annotated as ATP-dependent DNA/RNA helicase DHX36. The record is from RefSeq and is a predicted model, not a curated record. Gene Ontology annotation, molecular function: DNA helicase activity; ATP binding; RNA helicase activity. Gene Ontology annotation, cellular component: cytoplasm; intracellular anatomical structure; nucleus. Lineage: Eukaryota; Metazoa; Arthropoda; Insecta; Hymenoptera; Megachilidae.
AUCCCACAGAGCAAUCAGCAAAUUCCGCUGCCAUUAACAAGGCAACUAAUAGAGAUAUGAUUUUGCAAAGGAACUAAUGAUGCUAGUGAAAAGAAUUAAUUAUAUUAAAAAAUCAAAACCGAUUUUCUUAGUUUACAACAGUAACAGAACGUCGAAUUGAUCAAUAUUUAAGCAAGAUUUUGUGUUGAAAGCAGGGAACAUUAACAGUGUAAAGGUACAUACAAUAAAAAUGUCUCAUCCUUACGGAUCAGUUUCAGCACAAGGAAAUUAUGCACGUCGCAGCAAACAUGGGAGCAAAGUUGAUAGUUCUCAAUCUGAAAGUUCACGCACUGAACAUCAUGGUGCUUCAAGAAGCACAGGGCAAAGACAUCCUCCAUGGUUAAAGGGAAAAGAUAUAGGAUUAUAUUACAGAGACAAAGCCAUUAACAAAGCUAAACAAAAGCAACAAUCCAUCUGCAACAUUAAGCUUCCAUCGCAUGUUCAAGAUAAAAUUGAAAAUUUGUUAGAAAGAUCUAAAGGGUAUUAUGAUAAACUACAUAACAAUGAAGCUUGUACAGAAGAUACCAAUACUGCAUUGGAGAAUAAAUAUGUUCAUAUUCAUGAUUCCCAGUUUAAGAGAAAGUUUUUAAAUAUAGUGUCUGGUAAUAUACAAGAGAAUCUUGCCAAAGCUUUACUUGUUAAAUCAAAGUUAGACAAGGAUAAUGAUAUAGAUGAGAAAUUAAUAAAUGAAUAUAAGGCAAAACAGUCUUUGCAAGAAUAUGAGAAUAUGAUGAAAUUUCGAACGAAACUGCCAUCAUAUCAAAAAAGAUCAGAAAUAUUAGAAUUACUUAGAGAAAAUCAAGUUGUUGUAAUAAGUGGAGAGACUGGUUGUGGUAAAACAACACAAAUUGCCCAGUUUAUAUUGGAUGACCAAAUAGAACAAGGCAAUGGUAGUGUUACCAAAAUCAUUUGCACUCAACCUAGAAGAAUAUCAGCUAUAUCUGUUGCUGAAAGAGUUGCUGCUGAAAGAGCAGAAAAACUUGGUAGAUCUGUAGGUUUCCACAUAAGGCUUGAAAAAGUAUUACCCAGAGAUAGAGGAAGUAUAUUAUUUUGUACUACUGGGUUAUUAUUACAAUUCAUGCAAGGUGAUCCAGCUUUAAAAGAAUUCUCUCAUAUUAUUCUGGAUGAAAUUCACGAACGUUCUACAGAUAGUGAUUUCAUUAUUGCUCUAUUAAAAUUAAUUAUUCCAAAGAGGCCGGAUUUGAAAGUUAUUUUAAUGAGCGCGACGCUUAACUCGGACACAUUUUCAAAAUAUUAUAAUGGCUGUCCAAUAAUUCACAUUCCCGGUUUUACUUACCCAGUGGAAGAAUUUUAUUUAGAGGAUGUUUUAUCACUCACAAGAUUUAAGUUUCCUGAAGCACAGCUUCCCCCUCAAGAUCAUAGGAAACACAGUAAAAAAUAUAAAAAAAUGCAGGAGACCACAGAUGAGUUUUUCAGAAUCAUAGAUCCACACAUCCGCAGACUUAUAGCACAAAAAACAUUUCCAAGACACGUGACUGAUCAGUUAAGAAACCCAGAAAGUGAGAAAUUAUCUCUUGAACUUACAGAACAAUUGAUUAGGUAUAUCUGUAGUACAAAAGGUCCAGGAGCUAUUUUAGUUUUUCUUCCUGGUAUGAUGGAUAUAAUAAAAUUACACAGGAUGUUGUUAGAUAGUGUACGAUAUCCUGAUAGUCAAUAUGUUAUUUAUCCUCUUCACUCUCUUAUGCCAACAAUUGAUCAAAAACUCAUAUUCAAAGAACCACCCGAAGGGGUUCGAAAAAUAAUUAUCGCUACUUCUAUCGCUGAAAGUUCUAUAACUAUCGAAGAUAUAGUAUAUGUCAUUGAUUGUGGAAAAACGAAAUUUGGAAAGUUUGAUAUAGAGAAGAAUGUACAAACUUUAGAACCUGAGUGGAUAUCCUUGGCAAAUGCGAAACAAAGAAGAGGUAGAGCAGGCAGAGUAAGACCUGGUUUUUGUUAUCAUUUGUAUUCGAAAGCUAGAGAAAUGACGUUUGAACAGUAUCCAUUACCGGAAAUGUUAAGAACACGAUUAGAGGAAGUUAUUUUACGUAUAAAAAUUUUACAAUUAGGAAAGGCUAGAUCUUUCCUAGACAGUGUUAUGAACCCUCCAAACUGGGAAGCUAUAGAUUUAUCUUUAAAUUUACUCAGGACCCUGAAUGCAUUAGAUAAUGACGAAAAUUUAACACCUUUAGGGUAUCAUUUGGCACAACUGCCAGUUGAUCCACGAACAGGAAAAAUGAUCAUAUGGGCAGCAUUAUUUUCAUGUGUCGAACCAGUAUUUGCAAUCGCAGCGAGUCUAAGUUUCAAACACGCAUUUUACUGUCCUCUAGGGAAAGAGGCAGAAGCAAAGCAAAAGAAACUUGAGCUUAAUAAGGAGCAAUAUAGCGAUCACAUAGCAUUAGCCGAAGCAUUGACGAGAUUCGAAUCUUCGUAUAGAAGGGGAAAUGCUGGUUAUUUUUGUAGAAAUUAUUUUCUUUCUUUUAGUACGCUGAAACUUCUUUCCGAAAUGAAAUCACAAUUUGCUCAACAUUUGUACGAAAUGAAAUUUUUGAACAGUCAAAACCCUAGUGAUCCAAAUGCCAAUAGAAAUUCUCAUAACAUAACUUUGGUAAAAGCAAUAGUAUGCGCCGCAUUAUACCCAAAUGUUGCUGUAAUCAGGGAUGUCACAAAAAAUGGAACGCUUGCAUGGACUCCGGAAGAUGGUCGAGUUACUAUACAUCCUUCUAGUGUAAAUGAUAAAGUCAAGCAAGUUCCUAGUCAGUUUAUUACAUAUUUUACGAAACAGCGAUCAACUGCAGUAUAUUUACAUGACACUACAUGUGUUACCGUUCCGAUUCUUAUAUUUGCUGCUCCGAAUAUCUGUAUAAAAGUAGAAAAAGGAAAUUUCGUUAUCACUUUGCCAAGUUUUCAAACUUUUCCUUGCGAUCAACGAACUGCACAACUCAUUCAGAAACUACAAGAUCAGUUUAAUAAUAUGUUAGAAUAUAAAAUUACACAUCCAGGAACAGUAACCUGGAAUAAUUACGAAGGCGACCUACUAAAUGCGAUUAUAGAUGUGGUCUGCCAAACAAAUGAGAGUAUGGGAUUUUCCAAAUCUAAUGUUCAAGAACAGAGAAAUAAUACGUAUGAUGAUGUUUGAAUAUUAUUUAAUAAUUUAUUUAACAAAUAAUGUAAUUACUAUAAUUAUUGCUUCAGAAUGUAUUGAAACAAAUUCAUAAAUUGAACUUUCUGUUAAUUUUCUAAUGAAAUUGAUGUGAAAGACCAUUAAAUAACAAUUCAUUGACUAUGGUUUUAUUAUAAUACUAAAUAGAUGAAAUUAAAUAAAGAAAUAGGAUUAUUACCAAGUGUGUAAUAUAAAAAAGAAUAAAGUUUUAUAGACAAAGUAACUAAAAAUAGUAUGAUGAUUAAAUUUAUAUCAAAUCCUGUUGCACAGUGAGAUAAAUUGGGCAAGGUAUAAGAAUCAUAAUGUUACCUGACUGAAUGUUAUUUUAUUCGGACAUCGAUUGCCCAUUUAAAUACCUGUAUCCACCACUACCGAUGGAACUAUUAUCAGUCGUUACUGUUCACUAAUCUGUAUCAAAGAAAAGCAGGAAGUUUCAGUAAGACAAAAGAUUCGGAAUUUCGAGAAUAAGCCUCCCCACUGUUGUGGACGCGUAUUCGCGCGUCGUCAGUAAAAAUGAGCCUGGGGUCUGGCACGAGCUGAUAGCCACCGCGAAGAGAAGUAAAUAGGGAAAGAGAGGGGGGGGAGAGGGCAGAGAACGAGAACAAGCGAGUAAAAGAGAGGGUGGAUAUAGGAGGGACGUGAUCCGACAAAACACGAGCGAUGCUCGUAGCGUUCGAUUCAGUCUGCAUCCGACCGCCGCGAGUGUCGCGUCGUGAAGUUGUGCUUGAACUUCGGGGGGGAACACGAGACUCCGAUACAAGAGAGUCAGUUGUGCGAGUGCGCGUGAUACGACACCACGGUUCCUUAUCCCGUAUCUAGCGUACACCCUUGUUUUUUUUUCCGUAUCUUUUCGUUUCUUCCUUUUCGACUCGUGCUCGCGAACGGGAGAGGGAGAGAGAAAAAAAAAAUCAGUGAAAAAUCGGAGCCGCGUACGAUUGGUGUUAGAGAGAGAAAGAGAGAAAGAGAGAGAGAGAGCGGGUCACUGAACGACCGCACAAAGGUAAGGAAGAGGGAGAACGAAAAAUAAAAGAGGGACAGAGAGGGAUUUUCGUCGCGACGUAUACAUACAUACGUAUAUACACGUGCGAACCCGAGGAGAGACGUGAAUACGCGCGUGCGCACCCGCGUAUAUAUCGCACACACGCGGACACGUACAUUUCCACAUAUACAUCUACACAUACACGGACGAAAGAGAAAGACAACGACGACACGGCGCAGGAAAAGAGGGAAGAGAGCCAGUGACACCGGGAGGGUCGGGUGUUCCUCGUGCAAAACCGCCACCGGAAUAUAUGUCGUGAAUGUGUACGGCCAAAGAUCCGCGGAUAGAGACCGGCGAUAGUGCGUGCAGGGCUUUAAGGAGCGAAAAAAAAAAAAGGCAAAGACGACUCCG